AUGAAAACUGAAUCAAUUACUGAAACAUUAGCUCAAAUUUAUUAUUUUUAUGUAAAUUUACUAUCAACAAUAAUGACAAAUGAAAUAGUUGAACUUCAAUCUGUUAUUAAUGUUCACAUUUUGUAUAGGUCAUGUAUUGAUGAAUCAAAGAUUGAAAUAGAAGAAAUUGAUUCUGUCUUAUCAUUAAUCAAUAAUAAACUUGAUGGUUGCCCUAUAUUACAAGGUUCAACAUGGAAUAGUUCAACAUUUAGUUUAACAAAUCUAUUACUUAAACUUCAUCAGGACAAUUAUAAUAUUAUCUUUAGUCAAGGUGCUCGUGGAUUAUCACAGCGUCAAUAUUAUUAUUAUUGGACUUCUGAUGGACAACGAGCUCGAGACAAUGAAAUGAUUCGAACAACAAUUUAUGAUAUUUCUCAUACAUUAAAUCUAGUAUAA
Molecule: messenger RNA, 435 nt
Organism: Rotaria sordida
Lineage: Eukaryota; Metazoa; Rotifera; Eurotatoria; Philodinida; Philodinidae
Source: the annotation of a GenBank genome assembly